GCAGAUAUCCAUAGAAGGUAUCACUCAAGGUAGUGAAGCCCUCGCGUUAUGAUAGCGGCGCAGCCCUGCACGCGCACGGUGGUCGCGCUGCAAAGCUUGCAUGAAAUUUGCAAAACCAUAAGCGCCUGAAGCCCCGAUUUGUGCGCUUUCCCCACUUGCUUCGUCCGUUGGGCCCACUCGCUUGCUUGCAUAACCCGCAUAUGGGGAGUCGCUCAAAGACGUUUUGCUUCACCACACGGUCGCCAUGGUGCCAGCACCAAGAACCUGCGCUGUCGGACUUGCAGGAUGUGUACGCGUGCACUGAGAACCUGAGCUUGGGGGCGGCCGUAAAGUAGUGCUAUCACACUCCUAUAUAUUAUAGAGGAGCAAAGCACAGUCAUUCAGGUUAAAGAAGCCUCGUUAGGACGAGUUCGUCGCUCUGGGGUGAAAGUUUGGAGACGCAAGAAUGAGCGCUCCAGCAGCACCUAGCACUGCACCAACCCACGACGUGGAGCAUGGAGGAAGAGAUGGGCGCGUGCACGACGAAAAUGGACGCGACUUGGAAGAGCAACCGCUUAUUCAUAUCGGUUACAACCCAAACUCGCGUUGGCACCGGUUUAAAAAGGUUAUGUUUGAGCCCCCCAAAGCGACGGUCAGCAUCUACGCGGACAUUCCGUUUAACCACGCUGAGUGGAAGCGGCAUCGCAACGCUGCUUGGAGGCACCGACCGCAGCCGGCGCUAUUUGCGCGUGUGGCGGGCGGCUUCUGGUGGCAGCUGACGUACGUCUUCCUGGUGUCGCUGUUCGUGGGCCUGUACCACCACCACAUAGCGCCAAUCACCACGGCCUCGUCCAAGCUGGCCACGGCCUUCAACCUGACCACCUUUGCGCUGUCACUGCUGCUGGUGUUCCGGACCAACAGCAGCUACAGCCGCUGGUGGGAGGCGCGCACCAUCUGGGGCUCUGUGGUCAACCUCAGCCGCAACGUCUGCCGCCAGAGCCUGCUGUGGCUGCCGGCCCGGGAGGCGCGUGUGGCCGUGCGCUGGAUGAUGGCGGCGCCCUACCUGCUCAAGUGCCACCUGCGCUUCAACGCCAGUGUGCGGGAGAACGUGUCGCACAUCCUCAUGCCGCAGGAGCUGGAGUGGGUGUUGGGCUGGACGCACCGGCCCAACGCCGCCGCCACAGUCAUUGUCAACGCGGUGGCGGCGGCCAAGCUGGACACAAACAGGGAGCUGGUCUUGAUGGAGCUGAUCAACCUGUUCAUUGACAACGUGGGCAAGUGCGAGCGCAUCUUCAAAACACCCAUUCCCGCGGCCUACACAAGGCACACCUCCCGCUACCUGAUGAUCUACCUGACCGUGCUGCCCAUGGUACUGUGGAACAGCCUGAGCUGGUGGUCGCUUGUCGCUUCUGUGCUCAUCACCUUCCUGCUGCUGGGCACCGAGAACAUCGGCGUGCAGCUGGAGGAGCCGUUCAGGGUGCUGCCGCUGGACGACAUGUGCAGGGGCAUCGAGGCCACGCUGCGCGAGAUGGAGCGGCAGCACUCCAAACUGGAGCCGCAGCUGAGCGGCUGGAUGACCGACCCCGCCGGCCUCACGCGCUCCUCCUCCGAGUCCUCCCUGGACUCAUUCCAGGACGGCCCCGCCGACGGCCCCAGCGACGAGGCCGCCCUGCGCCGCUUCCACCACAUCCCGCCACCCGCGCCCCUGGCCGCCGCCGCCGCCAUGGUCAUGCGCGCCUCGUUCCGCCGCACCUCUUCCAUGUCCGUCUCCGCCUCGCACCACUCGCCUGCUGCUGGAGGAGGAGGAGGCGCCGCGCUGCCCAUCCUGGGCGGCAACCGCACUGCCACGGGCUCAGGAGAUCUGUCGCACCACCUGUUCCCGGGCGGCUACCCGCACAUCAGCGCCGGCGCCGUGGCGCCCCACUACCCCUGGGGCGCGGCGCGCGACUCGCGCACCGGGCCGGCGGACGCGGCGGCGGGCGACAGGAGCACCAGUCAGGGCGCGGCUGGCCACGGCGGCGGCGAUUACAGCCAUGGGGGCCCACACGGCUCUGUGCACUUCCCGCACCACAUCCGCCACCAGCACCGGCACCUGCCGCAGAACCCUCUGGACAUGCCGGCGGGGGCGGCAGCCGGCGGCAGCGCCCAUCCGCUCACCUCGCCUGGAGGAGGGCCGGGGGGCAGCGGGCUGGGUGGGCUGGUUGCAGCGGCCAAGAGCGCAGUCAGCCGCCUCUCGCAUGAGGCCCACAGCACCGGCGGCACCGGGCGCAGCGCCAACACCAGCAGCCACUACCAGCUCAGUUCCAUUAGCGCCGCGGCGGCGGGCAUGGUGAAGGAGAAGCGGGGCUCGGGCGGAGGGGGCGGAGGUGAUAGGGGCGCGGCACAGUCGUCGUCGCCAUUUGCGCACCACGAGCAGCAGGAGCAGGCGCAGGCGCUGCAGCGGGUGGUGCCAGCAGGGGAGGUGGAUGCGGCUGGCGUGGGGGUGUGCGCGGAGGCUGCUGCGGCUGAGGGCGGGCGCAGCGGCGGCGGCGGCGCGGCGGCGCAUGACGCGGGCGCUGGUGCCGGCCCCCAUGACAAGCAUGUGUAGGGAGGGGCGUGCAACUAGGGGAUGUGGGGUACCGCGAGCAAAGCGAGUCCUUUGAGUUUGUGUCUUGCCUCCAAACCUGCACCUGUGAAUCUGCCCCAUUUCUGUCCCAUUGUUGUGCAUAGGGUGAGUAUGCACGGGAGGGAUGCGAGUGUGCGAUGGGACAGUGGUAAGGCAGGUUGACCAAGUCCCGUAGGGUGCAGCUGAUUCCCAGAACCCAACAGAUGGCACGCAAUAUGCAACGGCAGGGCAUGCGAGGGAAGUUUGAGAGCGUAAGAGCGCGUUUGUCUAUCAGGAAAUAGUGUACGCGAGCGUCAUUCGGGUGUGUCAAUGGGAUACCGUAUGAGGCAUGUGUGUUUGGAUGCAUGAAGCGCAAAUGCGGACAGUUGCGAUCCGUGACCACAUAUGGCGUACCACUUGUCGACUGACUGUUCAUGAUGCUUGGUGUGGCCCUAUUGAGGCUGUGAACCGCUAGGUGUGGCCCUGUGAGGUUCCGGAACGGGACCGCACGCAGACCUAGAUCACCUUGUCACUGGAGAAGCAAGUGUAAUUCCCCGACGCU
Messenger RNA from Chlamydomonas reinhardtii, 3125 nucleotides. RefSeq lists its product as uncharacterized. The coding region runs from base 446 to 2566 and encodes 706 amino acids. The record is from RefSeq and is a predicted model, not a curated record. NCBI's taxonomy places the organism in Eukaryota, Viridiplantae, Chlorophyta, Chlorophyceae, Chlamydomonadales, Chlamydomonadaceae. The transcript has 12 exons. Gene Ontology annotation, molecular function: chloride channel activity.